AUGCACAAUGCUUAUUGUGCCAAGGUCUGUGCAGAUGAAGACGAUCUCAAUAGGCCAACACAAAGACUAACUUUGGUACAAGCCAAAAUAAGAAAGGAUCGAAACGACAACGCCAGAAGAGAUCAUCCAACCCCACGACCUAACAGAGAACGACAUCAACCAUAUGCCAGGGAGGCCAUUGCGCCCUAUCCCCGCUACGAAGAGGGUCCAUCCAGACCAAGGAUAGGAACUCGAAACGACCGAGAGAUGGUCUACGCUAUGGAGAAACUCAGACCGGAAGUGAAGUGGUCGCCAAAGAUGAGAUCGGACUCAAACACAAGAAAGUCCGACGCCCUCUGCGAGUUCCACCAGGAACGAGGACACAAAACUGAGGAUUGCAUCACCCUUAGGCAAGAAGUCGUAAACAUGUUACGACAAGGUCACCUCAAAGAGCUGCUGAGCGAUAGGCGAAGAACCAACUUCGCCAGCGGAUGCGAACAUCACGGACCACCAAAACCACCCUCACCAGCUCGAACCAUUAACAUGAUCAUCAGUGGCAGUGAUGACAUUUCCAUCAAUAACAUGAAGUUCAGCACCACCCACAAACUCAAGCGAUCAAUCACCCACGAGUGGUACAACGAACCCGAAGAAAGUAUUAUCUUUGAUAAGUCAGACGCCGAUAGUUUGACCUUUGCUCAUAGUGAUGCCCUCAUUAUUAUUUUACGUAUUUUGGAUACUGAUGUUAAAUGCAUUAUGACAGAUGAUGGGAGCGGCGCAUGCAUUAUCCAUCCAUGA
Nicotiana tabacum (common tobacco) is the source of this 774-nucleotide messenger RNA. NCBI's taxonomy places the organism in Eukaryota, Viridiplantae, Streptophyta, Magnoliopsida, Solanales, Solanaceae. The record is from RefSeq and is a predicted model, not a curated record.